AUGGCAACUGACUGUGAAGUCGACAAGCACGAUUCUCCUCUAACUUACUUAGGACUGGAGAUCAUCGAUCAGGCUCCACUGCCAGUCAGCUACAAAUCGAGCUAUUGCUGGUCAACUCUGAAAACCUCAGAAUGGGGCGCUCAUGUAUCUUUGGGUAAGACCGCCACGCGAGCUCUUCCUUACCCACAGCAUCACGCCACACUAGCAGAUGUCGAUACAGCCAUCUUCUCCAUCUCCCAAAAUUCACUAUUCGAUGUCAACUCCUAUGCUCGGAGCGCUAUUGCUACGAGCAGCAUUGCAUCUGGUCUCGAUCGACCUCAAUCUCAGAUGCCAUGUUUCGGUAACUCCAACGGCGCUUUUGACUUGGAUAUCUAUCUUAACUCUGGACGGAAAGAGCACGGGCCAGGCAGGUCGAGGAACGAAGAGCUGGCAGCGGGAAGUGUCAUGGCUCCAGCUAAAUCGCUCGGCAAGGUCGCUGCGGGAGCGAAUUUUGCCGGCAAGCUGAAGGUCGAAAUCAUUGAGCAGAAAAAAAUUGAAGAAAAUGGUGAGGGUGGUUUCUAUUCUACAUUCUACAGGCAAGAAUUGUUGUUGUGCUGGACUACAAAGCAGCUUCCUGAUGUUCAUUCUCUUACUUCUUCUUCUCCCUCUCAGCACAUGUCCCAGGUCUCAGGCUGCAAGUUCAUCUCUGCCCCCUCCCUCAUAUUCUUUCCUGGCCUUGUGGCUUUUGACACCUGGCCAGAAGUGGUUGUGGGCGGAUGGGAGUCAGAGCAGGUUGAAACGGAUCUCAUUGCAUUGGCCCUCCUUCAUGCAGGGCAACUGGAUUGA
Laccaria bicolor S238N-H82 is the source of this 825-nucleotide messenger RNA. RefSeq lists its product as uncharacterized. The transcript has 13 exons. The record is from RefSeq and is a predicted model, not a curated record. The coding region runs from base 1 to 825 and encodes 274 amino acids. NCBI's taxonomy places the organism in Eukaryota, Fungi, Basidiomycota, Agaricomycetes, Agaricales, Hydnangiaceae.